UAGACGUCCUUAAGAUGCCAAUGGAUGCUUCUGGUAACUCAAUAUUGGUUACUGCUUCUGAUACCUUUACAAAGUGGGUUGAAGCCAGAGUAGUUCGCAGGGAAGAUGCUUUCAGUGUGAUUGAAGCACUAGUAAGUAUGUUUACUUCCCUGGGUCUACCAAGCUACAUCAAGACUGAUCGUGGUAGUGUUUUUCGAUCUCAUGUGAUGCAGCAACUGGCGCAGAGGUUUGGUGCGGCUAAGAUAAAGUAUGGAAGUUCUUAUCAUCCUCAAAGUCAGGGUCAGAUUGAGAGAUGGCAUAGAACGUUCUUGAUGAUGCUGAAGUCAUUUGGUCAACAGUUUGCUAAUUGUUGGUCGGCUGCACUACCGUUGUUAUUGUAUUGUUACCGUACAACUCCAUCAACGACUACUCAUGUUACUCCCUUUCGUGCUAUGUUUGGUCGUGAU
Molecule: messenger RNA, 446 nt
Organism: Perkinsus marinus ATCC 50983
Lineage: Eukaryota; Perkinsozoa; Perkinsida; Perkinsidae
Product: Pol polyprotein, putative
Exons: 1
Biological process (GO): DNA integration
Molecular function (GO): nucleic acid binding
Source: RefSeq, a predicted model, not a curated record